AUGGCGGUUGAGACUGAGACGCGUGCGGUGACUGAGGUCGGCAUCAAAGCAGAUCGGUGUUCGGCCCGGGAUGCGGGCGUGCCGUCGAUCGAGGUGCAGUUCCCCCAGCCUGCGAGGCGCGUCGACCGUCAGGCGGGAGUGGUCGCGAUCGACGGAUGCAUGACGCUGCACACUCGCUAUCACCCACGGGGACGCCCUUCAUGCACGGGCAUGACACUCGCACCCUCCCUCGCGGCGCUAUCUCCCCCAUUCAUGAACACCGCCCGAUCACGUCCCCCCGGUCCACGAUCACGUCCCAGCCCACGACACCAGCGGAACCGUCACCCAGGCCCCGCUCGAGGCCGUCGUAGCGUCAGCAAGGCCGCGUACCUAUCCUCCUUUCAUAUACCUCCUUACUUCCACCUCGGGCUCCACCACACGCGUCAGCCAGCUGCUUGCUCGCUGGAGGAUCUUGACACUGAGGGAUCGACACAGGCCCAGGAAUACACUCUCGGCAACACAGACCCAGAAAACACUUUCUC
Schizophyllum commune H4-8 is the source of this 521-nucleotide messenger RNA. RefSeq lists its product as uncharacterized. The transcript has 2 exons. NCBI's taxonomy places the organism in Eukaryota, Fungi, Basidiomycota, Agaricomycetes, Agaricales, Schizophyllaceae. The record is from RefSeq and is a predicted model, not a curated record. The annotation marks the transcript as partial.